AUGUCAUCAGGUAAUAAAAAAAAAGUAGAAAAAAAGAAAACUGAAACUGGCAACAAGCAACAAGGAUCAACUAUGAAAAUUUCAGAAGAUGGUGGUGUUGUAUUUACUUAUGAAAAUAAAUUCAAUAUGGUAAAUGAAAUUUUUGAAGAUAUCGAAAAAACUACCAAAGAAAAUUUAAAAGAAUCAAAAAAAUCUGAAGCUAAAGAAGAAAAAGAAGAUAAAGAUAAAAAAGUAGAAGAGUUUUCUUUUACUGAAAAUGAUAGCAACAGUUUUUCAUUUAAAAAAAUUGAAAAAUCAAAAGAUGGUUUUAGUUACUCUCAAUUUUCUAGCUAUAGUUAUUCUAAAGAAUU
Scutellospora calospora is the source of this 350-nucleotide messenger RNA. The record is from the annotation of a GenBank genome assembly. NCBI's taxonomy places the organism in Eukaryota, Fungi, Glomeromycota, Glomeromycetes, Diversisporales, Gigasporaceae.